AUGUCGGCGCCAAAUCGACGUGGUGAUGGGCAGACACCGCUAAACUCAGCUGGACCCAGCUCCAGUCCAGCCAAAACACCCUACAAUGCGCUAUUCAGAUUAUCGAGACUAGUGGCAGCGCCUUCGACUCCGGCACAGCAGAAUGCUACCUCGUUCAACUCAAACAGACCGUCAGCGUCUCGGGCUGGCCGCCGGAAAUCAGGGAUGACGCCGUCACGGACAAGAGGCGGAGGUGAACAUAUACCAGUGACUCCGCAUACGAUAAGGGCAUUCCAGAGACGUGCAGCAACAUAUACUCCGGGGCGGGAUAGACGGAAGAGUCAGCGCUUCAAGCGGGAGACGCCAAUGGAUAUUUUGAAAAACCUGGGGAAAGCUCUUGCGCCAAUAUCAAAACCGGUAUCGUCUUCUCCGCAGACCGAACUAGAGGACGAGCCGGAGCCCCCAGUGGACGAAAUUGAAGAAUUAGACAGGGAGCCUCCCAUUCCACCACCGAGACUUUCACUCCCGCUUAAUGAGAUGACUGUGGUCCAGGAGGACGAUAACAGUCCCGAGAUACCCCCUCCAAAACUGUCUCUCCUCCCAGAGGAUGAGGACAUUACGAGAGGGUCGAUUGAAUUGCCCCGGAGAGAGCGGUCAGGUCGAGAUCUGGCCAGGCUGUCGAGAGUAAGCUUCGCCAGUAAUCGUUUCAGUGAUCAUUUUGGGGACACCACGAACCUUGAAGAUCCGGCAGAGGCAUUGGACUUUCGUGUUGGACCAGAAGAGGACUUUGAUGAGGAUGUUGACAAUACGACCGGACAACCGAUGUUGGAUGCAGGGGGAGAAACCGAGGAUUUGGGCCGAUUUAACCUCGAUUUUGCCUUCCCAACGCCUGAAGCGCCUCAUACUAUGCCAAUAGAGAAUGAUAAUGAGCAGGACACCUUCGAGUUAGAUGCAGUGCCACCCGAAUUCGGUGGACCAGACAGUCCUUCAUCAGGAAGCGAUUUCGGGACAGCAGGAUUCGAACCAGCCAUGACCGAUAGGUCGUCUAAUCGGGGAGUCGUAGAGGAAGAAGAGGAGGAGGAGCAGGAGCAGCAACAGGAAGACCAGCCUGAGCCACCGCAGAAGAAACAAAAGCUGUCUAAACAUGGGAUACCGGUCCCAAGUCUGCCUUCUGGAGUCGUAAAGAAGCUGGCCAUGCGGUUUGCAAGGUCCGGGAAUAAAAAGACGAGAAUCAACAAGGAUACGAUGGCGGCCAUCCAGCAGGCAACGGAUUGGUUCUUCGAACAAGCGAGCGGGGAUUUGUCGACAUAUUCCAAACACUCUGGCCGAAAAACAAUUGAUGAAACAGAUGUCAUCGCACUGAUGAGAAGGUAG
Microsporum canis CBS 113480 is the source of this 1353-nucleotide messenger RNA. RefSeq lists its product as hypothetical. Gene Ontology annotation, cellular component: Fanconi anaemia nuclear complex; FANCM-MHF complex. Lineage: Eukaryota; Fungi; Ascomycota; Eurotiomycetes; Onygenales; Arthrodermataceae. The transcript has 4 exons. The record is from RefSeq and is a predicted model, not a curated record. The coding region runs from base 1 to 1353 and encodes 450 amino acids. Gene Ontology annotation, biological process: replication fork processing; resolution of meiotic recombination intermediates. Gene Ontology annotation, molecular function: chromatin binding; protein heterodimerization activity.